AAAAUGAAAAACGGCAGUAGAUUGUUGUCUAUUCUUCUAAAAGUCUCAGAAAAAGCUGCAAAUAUUGCAAGAGCUUGUAGGCAGAAUGAUGCCCUUUUUAAAUUACUUGUGCAAGAAAAAUCAGAAGAAGAGAAGAAUCCACGGUUCUUUCAAGAUUUUAAAACUCUGGCGGAUGUUCUUAUACAGGAAACAGUUAAACAUGACAUUGAAAGAGAGUUUCCAGAAUUAGUCAAAGCAGUACAAGGCGAAGAAAACAACAUAUUCAGCAAUGCUAUGGGUGAAACUAUAGUCAUAACAGUUUGUUCUACAAUUGAAGAAACUACUGAGUUAUUAGCUAAAGUGAUGGAAAGUGAUAUUACAACUGCAGAAUCAUUAGCUACAGAAGUUCAUAAAGACAUUGAACUCCUAGAUGUUCCAGUAGCAACUGAAUUACCUCUGGAUCUUGACAUUAAUAUUGAUAAUAUUGGUAUAUGGAUAGAUCCAAUUGAUUCAACUGCGGAUUAUGUAUAUGGAGGGGAAAAGGUGGAUGAUGCUACUGGAAUACAUGUGAGCGGUUUGAGAUGUGUUACUGUUCUGAUUGGAGCAUAUUCUAAGAGCACAGGCAUACCAGUUUUGGGAGUUGUUAAUCAACCGUUUUAUACAAAUAUGGACUCAUGGUGGAAAGGAAACUGUUACUGGGGAUUUGUAGAAAAUGAUAUGAGGCAAUGUUCAAUAUCUAAUGAAACUACUGAUACAAAGGUGGCUGUUCUUAGUAGAAUGGAAGAUGCUGAUAUAAAAUCUAAACUAUUAAGUGCUGGUUUUACAUUAGUAGAAGCAGCAGGAGCUGGUUAUAAAAUUUUAAGUGUUGCUCUUGGAGAAGCUGAUGCUUAUAUUUUAUCUAAGAAAUCAACAUACAAGUGGGACACUUGUGGGCCCCAUGCUCUUGUACGUUCUUUAAAUGGAGGUGUCAUUGAAUUUCAAAGUUUUAUAAAAAAUCCUGAUUUGGAUUAUUUGGAUGUAAAAUAUAUAUCUGCAACUGAUAAUUUUUCAAAUAGCAAUGGUUUGAUAGCAUACAGAAACAUUGAAACUUUGCAAAUAUUAAAGUCUAUUUUAUGCAAAUAA
Messenger RNA from Dufourea novaeangliae, 1101 nucleotides. RefSeq names its product inositol polyphosphate 1-phosphatase (gene Ipp). Gene Ontology annotation, molecular function: inositol-1,4-bisphosphate 1-phosphatase activity. The transcript is spliced from 4 exons. The record is from RefSeq and is a predicted model, not a curated record. Bases 4 to 1101 code for a protein of 365 amino acids. Lineage: Eukaryota; Metazoa; Arthropoda; Insecta; Hymenoptera; Halictidae.